AUGGAGCACGGGGCAGAAAAGGAACGAUCAGGGGAAGACGAAUGCCCGCAUCCCUCGUCCAUGGAGACUGCCAGACUCAUUGACGAGGAAGAAGUCACAGGUGGGAAGACCUGGGUGACUUCGUGGCAGCCAAUAAGAGUGGUCUCUAUGGGAGGCGAGAAAAGAGAGUUCUAUCGCAGUCGGCGACAAUGGUGGCUUCUGCACGGCUGCCUCCUGCUGCUGUCGUCGAUGCUGGCCAUCGUCGGCAUCACGAGCCUUGCCAUGUCUUCCGUGAUCGCCGCAGCAGAGCCACAGCGUGCUCUUGAAGUCAUGUGGUCACCCAUCCUUGACGCCGUGCCCGUGCGAAAGACCCGCUUCAACGAGACUUUCAUGUAUCCGACGAAAUUCCCGUCCGGGUUUUCAAACGGCCUGGCGUCGGAGAAGGAGUGGCGCAGAUGGACGGCAAAUCCAAUGCUGGACGGCCGGAACGGAACAAUCGCCGUGUCUGCGGACGUGGUGGAUAGAAUCAGCCAUCUGUACACUCCGGAGUGGAAGGAGUCCUUGAUUCGGCUGUCUCAUGGAGGCGAGACGAGGUACAUGGGACAAAUUGCCAUGUUCCAUCAUUUGCACUGUCUGAAUAUUCUCAGACACGCUGUACAUCCCGAACUGUAUGGAACUUCCCCAGGGAGUGGCCAUCUUGACCACUGUAUAGAGAGCCUGCGAGAAGUCCUCAUGUGCAACCCAGGCGGCACCGAGGUGAUUUUGUUCCAUUGGAUGGCGGAUUCGGAGAAACCAUAUCCAGAUUAUAAUACAUUCCAUCAGUGUAGAGACCCAGGGGCUGUCUUAGAUUGGGCAUUGGAGAAUGCGGUCAAGAUUAGGGGGCCUUUGACCAAGCCCAAGGGCGUCUUUGCGCUGCAGGAUGCCCCGUAUUGA
This is a messenger RNA of Fonsecaea multimorphosa CBS 102226, 912 nucleotides long. RefSeq lists its product as uncharacterized. Bases 1 to 912 code for a protein of 303 amino acids. NCBI's taxonomy places the organism in Eukaryota, Fungi, Ascomycota, Eurotiomycetes, Chaetothyriales, Herpotrichiellaceae. Gene Ontology annotation, biological process: mycotoxin biosynthetic process. The transcript has 4 exons. The record is from RefSeq and is a predicted model, not a curated record.